Molecule: messenger RNA, 861 nt
Organism: Erigeron canadensis
Lineage: Eukaryota; Viridiplantae; Streptophyta; Magnoliopsida; Asterales; Asteraceae
Exons: 1
Coding region: 260-592 (110 amino acids)
Biological process (GO): regulation of systemic acquired resistance
Source: RefSeq, a predicted model, not a curated record
GUAUUAUAUUCUUCUCCAAUUAACGUGAUACACACAUAAAUUCGUGUUUUAAGUGUGUAUCAGUUGUCAAUACAAAUUAAACACCUAAAUGUUUCCGUGUAUGAGUUGUUAUUUCAAACACAUCAUGGGAUGAUCGAAUUUUUAUUAUAUUAACAAAUAAUAAUACAUCCAUCCAUCCAUCAUUUUACAUAAUAAUAAUAAUAAUAUUUCUAACAAGAUUUAUAUCUUAUAUAAGUAUAUAUUAUUUAUUUUUAUAUAUAUGGAGAGAGACCAUAAGAAGAGAAGCAGGGCGGUGGCCGGCAACGGAAGUAGUGGAGCUGAUCGGAAAAAAGAGAAAGAAACAAAAGGGAAGGAUAUGGAGAUAGAUCCGGUGCCGGUAGUGGUGGAGCCGCCGACGGAAGAUGAGGUGGAAGAAUUCUUUGCGAUUCUCCGGCGGAUGAGAGAAGCGGUCAAGUAUUUCGAGAAAGGUAAAAGCUCCGGUGAUGGAGGUAAGUUGCCGGAACCGUCACUAGACGGUGAUGAUGGUGUGAAGAAGAGAAGUGACAGUGGUGUUCUUUUGGAUCUGAAUACUGUUCCUGAUGAGGGGGAGUAGGUGCUUCAUGGCGGCGCGUGUGUACGUUUUCAGCUGCGCGUCAUGCGCAUUUUUUAAUAAGUGAUUUCUUUUUCUUUUUUGGUGGUUGAUUACGCUAAUUAAUGUAACCUGUUCUUUGCCGGGCUAUCCGGCCGGGUUUUGGCCCUUAAAUGUGUUUUUUUUUUUUAAGCUAAAAGCCCGAAAUGUUGAAUAUAUAUGUUGAAUUUAAUUUUAGUUUUGUAUUUAGUACUUUUUACAUUUUUAUGUAAUAAAAUACUUUUUAAUGGGAA